This is a messenger RNA of Trachemys scripta elegans, 4087 nucleotides long. It is a transcript of the gene CHSY3, whose product is annotated as chondroitin sulfate synthase 3. Gene Ontology annotation, cellular component: Golgi cisterna membrane. The record is from RefSeq and is a predicted model, not a curated record. Lineage: Eukaryota; Metazoa; Chordata; Testudines; Emydidae. The transcript has 3 exons. The coding region runs from base 370 to 2916 and encodes 848 amino acids. Gene Ontology annotation, molecular function: glucuronosyl-N-acetylgalactosaminyl-proteoglycan 4-beta-N-acetylgalactosaminyltransferase activity.
GGCGGCGGCGGCUGCUCCCUCCUGCGUGAGGCGCUCGGCGGCCGCCGCGGGAGUGGGAUGAACGGCGAGCUGGGGCCGCCGCCGCGUGGAGGAGGCUGAGCUGUGGGAGGGGCGAGGAGGGACCAGCCGCGGCGGUGACAAGGUGCCAGCAGUGGAGGGGCCGCCGCCGCCGCCCGGCUUCUCGCUCCUGCUGCCGCCGCCGGGAGAAGUUUCGCUCCGAGCAACGGAAGCCAGCAGCCGCCGUCGGAGCAGGAGGCGGCGCCGGGGCCGGGCAGCCCGGCGCUAACUCGGCACAGGGACCUCAGCAGCAGCCUCCUCGCCCCGCAGCUCGUGUGCGGGACCCUCCCUCUCUCUCCGCCUGGCCGCACCAUGGCAGCGCGGUCCCGCAGACCCUGGCUGAGCGUGGUGCUGGGGCUGGUGCUGGGCUUCACCGCCGCCUCCUGGCUCAUCGCCCCCAAAGUGGCCGAGAUGAGCGAGAGGAAGAGACGCGCCUCCAGCCUUUGCUCCUACUACGGCCGCGCGGCGGGGGGCGCCCGGGCGCAGCAGGAGGCGGCGGCGGCGGCUGCGGCGCUGGGGGGCACCGGCUUCAGGAGCAGCCCUUGGGAGCUGCAGGCAGAGGAGGGCACCGUCCCCAGCCCCCCAGCCGCGGCCGGCGGGGAAGGGGAGCCGGAAGAGGAGGAGGAAGCCGGGGAGAAGCGGAGCGGGAGGCACGGGAGCAGCCACAAUGGGAGCGGGGACUGGGGGGGUCCCGCGGGCUGUGCGAAGCCCCGCAACUUCCUCUACGUGGGGGUGAUGACGGCCCAGAAGUACCUGGGCAGCCGGGCGGUGGCGGCGCAGCGGACCUGGGCGCGCUUCAUCCCCGGCAGGGUGGAGUUCUUCUCCAGCCAGGGCUCCACCGCCCCGCUCGCGGGGCCCGGGCUGCCUCCGCUGCCAGUCGUCGCCCUGCCCGGGGUAGACGAUUCCUACCCGCCCCAGAAGAAAUCCUUCAUGAUGAUCAAGUACAUGCACGACCACUACCUGGACAAGUACGAGUGGUUCAUGCGGGCGGACGACGAUGUCUACAUCAAAGGUGAAAAAUUGGAGGAGUUCCUUAGGUCGCUGAACAGCAGUAAACCUCUCUAUUUGGGGCAAACUGGUCUGGGAAAUAUUGAAGAACUUGGAAAACUGGGGCUUGAGCCUGGAGAAAAUUUCUGCAUGGGAGGGCCAGGAAUGAUCUUCAGUAGAGAAGUUCUCAGGAGAAUGGUGCCACAUAUAGGUGAAUGUCUUCGAGAAAUGUACACCACACAUGAGGAUGUGGAAGUGGGAAGAUGCGUCCGCCGAUUUGGUGGAACCCAGUGCGUUUGGUCAUAUGAGAUGCAGCAAUUGUUCCAUGAAAAUUAUGAACACAACCGGAAGGGUUACAUCCAAGAUCUUCACAACAGUAAAAUACACACAGCUAUAACACUUCAUCCAAAUAAAAGGCCAGCCUACCAAUACAGACUCCACAAUUACAUACUGAGCCGCAAAAUUUCAGAACUACGCUAUCGCACCAUCCAGCUCCAUAGAGAAAGUGCCCUAAUGAGCAAGCUCAGUAACAGUGAAAUAAAUAAGGAAGAUCAGCAGCUGGGAAUGAUGCCAUCUUUCAAUCGCUUCCAGCCCCGUGAAAGGAAUGAAGUAAUUGAAUGGGAAUUCCUGACAGGGAAGCUCCUUUACUCUGUGGCUGAGAAUCAACCACCCAGACAAAGCAUUAAUAGCAUUCUGCGGGCAGCACUGGAUGACACAGUGAUGCAAGUAAUGGAAAUGAUAAAUGAGAACUCUAAAUCUAGAGGAAGGCUUAUUGAUUUCAAGGAAAUACAAUAUGGCUACCGUAGGGUUGAUCCUAUGCAUGGAGUGGAGUACAUCCUGGAUUUACUACUUUUGUACAAAAGACACAAAGGAAGAAAACUUACAGUUCCAGUGAGACGUCAUGCUUACCUUCAGCAAUUGUUUAGCAAGCCUUUUUUCAAAGAGGCAGAGGAACUGGAUGUAAGAAGCCUUGUGGAGAAUAUUAACAGUGAUACUCAGUCUUUCUCUUUUCUUUCAAAUUCUUUAAAGAUUUUUUCAUCAUUUCAUGGCACCAAAGAAAUAGGAGGACAUAGUGACAAGAAAAUACAUAUUCUUGUCCCUCUCACAGGAAGAUAUGACAUUUUCUUAAGAUUUAUGGAGAAUUUUGAAAAGACUUGUGUUAUUCCCAGGCAGAAUGUAAAGCUGGCAGUAAUUCUGUUCAGCUCUGAUUCUGGCCAAGAUUCCAGCAAACACAGAGAGUUAAUUAAAGAAUAUCAUAAUAAGUAUCCAAAGGCAGAUAUGACCCUAAUUCCUAUGACAGGAGAGUUUUCCAGAGGUUUAGGUCUUGAAAUGGCCUCAUCUCAAUUUGACAAUGACACUUUGCUGCUAUUCUGUGAUGUUGACCUGAUAUUCACACCAGACUUUCUCCAACGAUGUAGAGAUAAUACUAUUCAAGGACAGCAGGUUUAUUAUCCCAUCAUCUUUAGUCAAUAUGAUCCAAAAGUAAUAUACAGAGGCAACCCUCCAGGUGACAAUAACUUUGUUUUCACAAAGAAAACUGGAUUUUGGCGAGACUAUGGAUUUGGAAUCACUUGUAUUUACAAAAGUGAUCUACUGAGUGCUGGUGGAUUUGAUACCUCAAUUCAAGGCUGGGGACUUGAGGAUGUAGACCUCUUUACUAAAGUAAUAACUUCUGGGCUGAAGGCUUUUAGAAGUCAAGAAGUAGGAGUUGUACAUGUUUUUCAUCCAGUUCAGUGUGACCCCAAUUUAGACCCUAAACAAUAUAAAAUGUGCUUGGGGUCCAAAGCAAGUACAUUUGCAUCUACCAUGCAGCUGGCUGAACUCUGGCUAGAAAAACAUUUAGGUGUCAGGUACAAUCGAACUCUCUCCUGACAUUCCUGCUCAUUCUGCCUUUUUGGGGGAGUUUACCUCAUUGUUGUUCUUUUUAUUUUAUUUUCAUAUUCUUAAACUCCUCUUUGUCUUCCAAAGGGUGUAUGUUGACCUCAAAAAAGAUGAGACUGCUGUACACUAAUAUUUCCAAUUCCUACUGAACUGGUUAGAUGUGUUACUUUCCUAUGCCCUUUAUUCAAAAUUGACUGAACUCAUGGCAGUCAAAUGAUCCCACGGAGCACAUCCAUCAUGAGAGAUUACAUCAAAGGAGAAAUGUUCUCUUUGGGCUUUAGGAUGCAAUAUCAGUCUUUGUUGUGUUUGUCAAACUUAAUGUGAUACAAAUAUUUACUGGUGAAGAUACCACAAAAGUGCUUUAUGCUUCCUCUGGGGAAGGAACUCUGUAACAUAAACUUGAGUUUUAUAAUUUAUACAAGGACUUAUAUAUAUAUAAACACUACUUUUCUUCAUCUUAAGAAUUUUUAAAGUAAAUGAAUAACUAUGAUUGUACCUUUAUUUUUUAAAAAAAGAAAAACUGAGGAGUGUCUUUCCAAAUACAACUGGUACUGGCUACCAAGGUCUUUAAAAGUCUUAUUGUAAUAAUGAGCUCCUCAUUAUUGUCUGCUCUGUGCGAAUGAACUUUAUUUUCUCAAGGGAACAUGAUUUAAUCAAAUAUUCAUGUACAUUUUAGAAGCUUUGUGAAACAAUGUCCUUCAUUUGCUGGCAAGAAGAAACUAUGACAGAACAUGAUUAUUUAUAAUAAAGUAUAGACAAACCGUAUUCUUUUUCAAAACAUAGAAUAAGUUGCUGUGUCUCUUUCUAAAAUAAGUCUCUAAUAUAUAAAUGAUUUUCUUUUACAUUCCUUUCAUAAAGCUGCACUUGAUACAAAGGGUGACAAAAGGUUAAUUAAAAUAGCCUUUUUUACAUUUGUGCAUUAAUAUUGGUAUUCAGAAACCAGCCAUUGUAAAAUUUCAAAAAUUGUAAAAAAUAAUUAUUUAAGUAUGAAAAUUUACUACUGCUGGUCAAAAAGUUCCUUGCCAAUAUAUUUGUUAGUGAAGAUUAUAGGACUGUGUUAAGAUUUAUCUUUCCGGACAGCCUGAAAUUGUCAUAUUAUGGAUCUGUGGAGUAUUGAAAAUGAAACCAACAUAAGAAAAAAUAAAUAUAAAGUUAAUUUUUA